Molecule: messenger RNA, 2653 nt
Organism: Penicillium cataractarum
Lineage: Eukaryota; Fungi; Ascomycota; Eurotiomycetes; Eurotiales; Aspergillaceae
Product: Zn(II)2Cys6 transcription factor
Exons: 4
Coding region: 89-2653 (854 amino acids)
Biological process (GO): DNA-templated transcription; regulation of DNA-templated transcription
Molecular function (GO): DNA binding; zinc ion binding; DNA-binding transcription factor activity, RNA polymerase II-specific
Source: RefSeq, a predicted model, not a curated record
GAAUCGUCGACUUUCGACUCUUCAUCGUUCCUCAACUCACUUGGUCAAUCUCUGCGUCGUCUUCGAGGAAAUUUACUGCCAUAUUUUGAUGCCUGAAAUACCUCCACAAGUGCCGACAUGCGUCAGGCAAAGUGAUGGCUUGUCAACAGCCAACGUCUCUCAAGUCCCAGACGCUAGAAGAACGUCUUCGUCUUCAAGCGCCCAAACGUUAUCUGGAUCAUCGAUGAGCACAAUGCCUCCAAGCUCUAAGAUCGCGAUCCCUCGACAUCGCACAGGCACACCUUUAAGACAUCACAGACGGGUCCCACGAGCGUGUGCAUCAUGCCAUACCCGGAAAACAAAAUGCAGUGGCGAUACCCCCGUGUGUAGGCAAUGUCAAGAUUUAGGCAUGAAUUGCGUGUACCCACCAGCCUUACGCGAGAAGAUGAAAAUGAAGCAGGAGGACCUAUCAAGGAAACUUCAAGAGUGUCAGAGCUUAUUGGGAGAUGUAGAGCCUCUUGUCACGGGACAUACUGCUAAGCGUGUGAAAGAGGUGUUACAACGUUUGGACACUGGGUAUCUCCCAGGUGAACUCUCCAAUAGAAGCACCUUCUGCUCAAGAACGUCCUCGCUGGCUGAAUUGGACAAACCAGCCAGCUCACCAUCCUCUGUCGGGUCAUUAGAUGCCUUGGAUCAAGUAGAGGAUGAUAUCAAUCUUACCGAGGAUUCAAGAGCUACCGGGCAUAUCGGAAAGAGCUCUGAGAUUACCUGGAUGCAGCGACUGCAAAAAGCAGCGGAUGACCGCCGUAAAGACAUUACCGGACACGCCGAGGCCACUCAGGACGGCGCAAUCAAUGACCAGCCCCAUGAUUUGAACUAUCACCUCGAUGAUCUCGAUAUCACUGUAUCUGAACCAGUGCAGAAGUAUUGGGUUCCGCCUCGUCCGUUGGCAGACAAGCUUUUCGAAACUUACCUUCUAGUCGCUCAUCCCUAUUUCCCCAUUAUCAAUCGUUCUCUAUUCAGUGAUCAAUAUAGAACAUUCUUCGAUAGCUUUGCUCUUCCCGGUAACAAAUGGAUGGCAAUUCUGAAUGUGAUAUUUGCUAUUGCUGCGAACUUUGCUCAUGCUGCUGAGUUGGACUGGCAUGGGGAUCCUCAAGAUCAUCUGGUUUACUUGACCAGAGCUCGGAUGUUAAGCAUGGAUGGCGAUGACUUGUUUCAACACCCAGACCUCCAACAAGUUCAAGUGGAGGGCUUAAUUGCUUUCUACCUGCUUUCAACCGAUCAAAUCCACAGGGCAUGGAGAAUCUCAGCCUUGGCUAUACGCUCUGCAGUAUCACUGGGCAUAAAUUUGAAGAAUAAUAGCCAGUCGAUCAGGAGUAUCUCCAAAGAGAUCCGCAAUCGAGUCUGGUGGUCGUUGUAUAUUGUCGAGAACAAACUCGGCAUGAUGACCGGUCGACCUACUUGCAUCUCAAUCAGUAUGUGUAGCUCACCCUUCCCGCUUCCCUGGGGAGAGGCUGAACUCUUGAGUCCAACCGCUACCUUACUUCUGAAUGAUCCGAUUCUUCGAGAUAAGCGUAUCGAUACCGCAAUGGCAAGCUCAUACGUGCCGGGAACACCUAUGGGGAAAUCGCGUUGUACCGAAGACAUCAGAGCCGCUCGCUCGUGGCUUCGAGACCAGCCUGCCAGCUCUGAACUGUGCUUCCUUUACACCUGCGAUCUCACAAUGAUAACGCAAGAGGUCCUCGAUCGCGUAUAUUCGAUUCGAAGUGUAAAUCGACAUUGGUCGUAUCUCCGAGACAGAUUGGUUGGAUUGCAAGAAAAACUUGAUCUUUGGGUCUCUUCGCUGCCCAAGGCAUUAGACUUUACUCGUGUUGAAGAGGGUGAUGCCGCGUAUAACGAGAAAAUGCAACUUGCAUUCCAAUAUCACGGAGCAAGAAUCUUGCUAGGUCGUCCGUGCCUCUGUCGACACAAAGCCUCACAAACAGAUGAAAAGCAAGACUUCAACCGAGCCAUGGCUCUAUCAGCUUUGAACUCCGCCGCUCAAAUAGCCUAUCUAAUUCCAGACGGUCAAAAAUUCAGCUCGCCGCAACGAAACGGACCUUGGUGGUGCCUUCUUCACUCGGUCAUGCAGGCAGUAACGAUCAUGAUCCUCGAGAUCUCAUUCAGGAGUAUUCACAUGCCCGAAGGAGAGAAAAAUCUACAGGAGUUGGCCAAGAAAUGUGUGCGUUGGCUCCACAGAACCUCCGAGAAUAGCAUUGCAUCACGCAGAGCUUGGCAGUUGUGUGAUAUGGCACUUCGUCGGCUAGCAUCCUCCAUAGGCUUCCAAGUCAGCGACUUGUCAUCGCAUCCAUAUUGGCUGGGAAAGAGUCCCACAGAUGACUAUUUCGGAUUCUCGCCUCUUGAACGCCGCAAAGAGUCGAUCAUUCGUGUUAAGCAUGAGGGUGAAAACAUUGAGAGGGAGCGUGCGAUGGCCCCUUCAAGCAGACCAGAUGGGGUCAACAUUCCUCCAGAGUGUAAACCCGAUCCUUCGCAGCCUGCCCCUUCGGUUUCGUCCAGUCAAGUGGAGGAUGUGGCCGGUGAGGGCUCAUUUGCCUACGGUCCUCUUGGGCCGGAAUUUAUUCAGGCAUUCUUCCCUGAGCUUGGGAGCGAUGCCUCAUUCAGUGUCUCGGCAUAA